AUGUGCCCCCGCCCCUCAACAUUUAAUUCCUUCAAGAACAACAUACAAUGUGACGACAAUACACAAACAAUGGGGAAUUUUUCCAGCUUACAAAAUGGUAGGUGUUUUAGGUACAUCGCAAUUACACCCGCUACAUCAUUGGUACCACAAAUCGGGAUGCCUCUUGUCGUGUCCCGAUCCACCGUCCAGGCAUCAAACGCUAAAUUCUUCCAAAACAUCGUCUACAAGAAGAGGUCACUUAGUAUGUGCACAUCAUCGACCUAUACGAAAGACCUCAAAUAAAGAUUGAUAACGAAGAAAUCCAUAUGUGCGCUUAAAUCAUGGUGGCGAAAACAGGAUCCAUCUA
Messenger RNA from Zychaea mexicana, 346 nucleotides. RefSeq lists its product as uncharacterized. Lineage: Eukaryota; Fungi; Mucoromycota; Mucoromycetes; Mucorales; Lichtheimiaceae. The transcript is spliced from 2 exons. Bases 95 to 289 code for a protein of 64 amino acids. The record is from RefSeq and is a predicted model, not a curated record.